Molecule: messenger RNA, 1877 nt
Organism: Trichoplusia ni (cabbage looper)
Lineage: Eukaryota; Metazoa; Arthropoda; Insecta; Lepidoptera; Noctuidae
Product: recQ-mediated genome instability protein 1-like
Exons: 8
Coding region: 311-1810 (499 amino acids)
Biological process (GO): resolution of meiotic recombination intermediates; double-strand break repair via homologous recombination
Cellular component (GO): RecQ family helicase-topoisomerase III complex; nuclear body
Molecular function (GO): nucleotide binding
Source: RefSeq, a predicted model, not a curated record
UUUUGAGGUUAAUUCUCAAAAAUGAAACAGAAAAUUUUAUAAUGUAUGGCAAAAACUAGUGUUUUCUCACUCUAACCGUCAUAUUGAAGUGUCACUCAACUGUCAAAGAGUGUAAUUACAUUCCAAUAGUUCAUUUAGUUCAUUCGCUUUUCGUUCGCGAUUGUUUAUGUUCCGUGUUUUCGUAUUGUGAUUUUUCUAAAUUGUUAUGAUGAUUAUCAUAUAAAUCGAAAUUUAUGUAAAAUGUUGAAAUGUAUAAAACUAAAUCUAGAACCAUCAUCAUAGUUAACACCCCGACUCGGAGCACCCCGACAUGGACAGGGUGCAGCAGCUCAGCAUGAUAACACCCAUUAUGAAUUCAGUAAAGGACUAUUUAGCAGCACAUCACAUGUAUGCUGUUGAUGACUGGUUGUCUGGUCUUCUAGAUUAUUUUUCUGGAGACACAGAAAGUAACUAUAGUGAGAGUGAAAUACAGAACCUUGCUAAAGAGCAGUGGAUGCUGAAUGACUUGAAGGAUAUAUCCCCUGGGUCCUUGCCUGCCAACCUGAAAAAUCAACCACGGACUAUCCUGCAAGGAAAGUUUGCUCUGCAAAUCAAUUCCGCUAUAGAUAUAGGGACUCCAGCCUAUCAGCAGUACCAGAAGUUACUGAAAGUGAACCUGGAGAAUGUGGAGGCAACAACUAACUAUGAGGACAAGAUAUCUAGCCGUAGAAUGAUGAAGUUGUAUCUGACUGAUGGUGUUCAAGAGAUCUCUGCUAUUGAGUACAAACCCAUGAGGAACUUGACCUGUGAUAUCACGCCAGGAUUAAAAGUACUAAUAAAAGGCCCUAUUGAAUGUCGAAGAGGCGUGCUGCUUUUAACGGAAGAUAAAAUAGAUCUAUUGGGAGGAGAAGUGCAAGAGAUAGCCCAUACCAACUCACUGGCCGGACAGCUGGCAGCUAAGUUAGGACUGGCUAUCUCUCAGGACGCUGCAAUCUCAACACUAAAUACAACAAGGAAUACAGAUAUACCAACCCCACAUGAGCAAAUGCCGCCCGCCCACAACCCACCAUCACAUGAACAAGUCCCCUUCAAUCCACCACAAACAUUUGACGAACAUCCGCCAACCAACUAUCAAUCGUCCAACUUUGAUGACGACAUUGAUGUAGACCAACUAGCGGCUCUAGAAGCACAAAUAGCCGACAUACCAGGCAAAAGACCAUCAAAUACAGGUACUACAAACCCAGAAAAGAAAAUAAAAACUGAAACAGUCAACCAGCCAGACGACUAUCCUGAUGAACACGAUAUUUCAUUGGAAGACGAAGAAUACCUCAGGGAAAUUGAAGCACAAAUAGAUGCAAACGAUUUUCAAUCUUAUGCUCAAACAAAUAUAGGUCCAGCUACAAUAUCUGCGGCUCCGUUUGUGUAUAUAAAGCAGAUAAAAGAAAUGAGUGAGUCACAGAAAGCUGGUAAAGUGUUCAAGGUUAAGGGGCAAGUGAUGACGUUACUAUCGAAACUGUCUGUUGGCAAGGACAGUUGGAGUCUGAAGUGUACUAUUGUGGAUGGUACUGGGAAUCUCGAUGUAGAGUUUACAAGUGAUGUCCUAUCGAAAUUGGUUGGUUAUACUCCUCGAGAAAUGAAUGCUCUGAAGAAGAUGAUGGCUGAGAAACCGGAGUUGAAGUUGAAAGCUAUAUCUGCUCUCCAAAAAGCAAAGGACAGUCUUCAAGUACUAUACUGCAUUAUAGAAUUGACAAUACUCGAAGUUCCCAAAAUAACAAAUCUCAUUCCGUUCGAUGCAUCACACAUCGAACAGUUAAACAGAAGAGCUUUAUGAUCAAAUGUUAUUCUUAAAGAAUUUAGUCUGUAAGUAAAAUAUUUUAAAUUAAAUGUUUUUUUUAAUA